AUGGCGACAAAGAGGAUUUUAACGGUAUUUUUGCUGCUGUUAUUCUGUUCCCCCCUCGCUUUCUGCCUCGGCAACAACAAGAAGAAGAAUUACAUAGUGGACUUCGGAGAGCACCAUAAAGAUGUGCCUCUUGAUCAAAUGGAGCACAUUCAUCGUUUGUAUCUGCGUCUUCUCAAAGACACCGACGAGGAAGCCGAAGCUUCUCAUAUUUACAGUUACAAGCACAGCUUCAAUGGCCUCGCCGCUGCUCUCACCCCGGAAGAAGCCUCCAGACUAGCCAGAAUGAAGGGAGUGGUGUCUGUGAGAGAAAGCAAGGCAAGGAAGCCCUACUCUCUGCAUACCACAAGGUCAUGGAGCUUCAUGGAUUUGAAGCAGCCUUUGAAUAAUCACAAUCACGGCCUCUUAUCCAGAGCUAACUAUGGCCAAGAUGUUAUAGUUGGCAUAUUUGACACUGGAGUGUGGCCUGAAUCAAAGAGCUUCAGCGAUGAAGGCAUGAAACCUGUUCCUGCCAGAUGGAAAGGAAUCUGCCAAAAUGGAACUGCUUUCAACUCAUCCACCUGUAAUCGAAAGAUAAUCGGAGCUCGGUAUUACCUCAAUGGAUAUCAAGGCGCAUUUGGUCCUCUAGACGAAUCCCAAGACAUCAAAUCUGCUCGUGACAAAGACGGCCACGGCACUCACCUGGCCUCUAUCAUCGCCGGACGCACGGUUCCCAACGUCACAGGGUAUGGCGGGUUCGCCGGCGGCACCGCGUCGGGUGGCGCCCCACUGGCCCGCCUUGCCAUCUAUAAGGUAUGCUGGGUUUGGCCAGGCAGUUCUUAUGAGUCAGGGAAUUACUGCGACGACUUAGACAUAACCAAGGCUUUCGACGAUGCCAUCGGAGACGGCGUCGACGUUAUAAGCUUCUCCUUUGGUUUCGAUGUUGCCCAGACUUUUGUACGCGACAAGAGCGCAAUCGGAUCGUUGCACGCAUUGAAGAAGAACAUCGUGGUGGUUUCUAGUGCUGGCAAUACUGGACCUGAUCAUCAAACUUUGACCAACGUUGCUCCUUGGCUCAUCACGGUCGGUGCUAGUCACAUUGAUCGUACGUUCCCUGCUCCUCUUCUUCUUGCCGAUGGCACAAAAGUUCAGGGACAAUCAAUCACUCCAGUGCAAAUGGACAACAACUUCCACAGCUUGGUGUUGGCGAGCGAUGUUGAGAAACCAACGACUUCUAAAACAGAUUCAGGGUAUUGUCUGGACGGCAGCCUUGAGGCAGAGAAGGUGAAAGGGAAGAUAGUGCUGUGUCUUAGGGGGAAAGGCACUCCAUUACACCAAGGUCUGGAAGUUCGGAACAAUGGUGGGGUUGGUUUCAUUCUUGGGAAUGAUCCUGAUCAUGGCAAUGAUAUUGCCUGUGAGUCCAACCAAAUCCCAUCCACUGGUGUUACUUUUGAAGAUACCAAAAAACUUAUCCAUUACAUAAGAACAACCAAGGACGCUAAGGCUCGUAUUCUUCCUGGGCAAACAACCUUAAACUCUAAACCAGCACCCACCGUCACUUCCUUCUCUGGUAGGGGUCCAAAUCCCAUUGACCCCAACUUUAUCAAGCCUGACAUAAUAGCUCCAGGAAGCCAGAUAUUGGGAGCGUGGACAGAAAAGGAUGGGCCCACAAGGAACAGUAAGGGCGGUGAUCGGAGAAAGACAGAGUACAAUAUAAUGUCUGGAACUUCAGUGGCUACUCCUCACGUUGCUGCCGCGGCAGUUCUUCUCAAAGCCAUUCACCCUACUUGGAGUGCGGCUGCUGUUAAAUCUGCCCUCAUGACCACUGCCUCCACGACAGACAACACAGGAAAUCCUAUGAUGGAUCAAAGUGGAAAACCUGCGACGCCAUUGGCAAUGGGAUCGGGCCACCUACAACCCGUGAAAGCAGCAGAUCCUGGACUGGUUUAUAAUAGCUCUUACGAGGAUUACGUUCUUUAUACUUGUGGCCUUGGACAAACACACGCCAUGAAUAUGCCGUAUAAAUGUCCAGUUUCAGUGCCCGAACCAGUCAACCUCAACUAUCCAUCCAUACAAAUCCACAAGCUCAAUGGAACCAAGACCUUUACCAGAAGAGUCACUAACGUCGGACGCAGCAAUUCUACUUACACUUUUAAUUCUGAGUCACCGAAGGAAUAUACAAUCACUGCCUCUCCAGAUGUUCUCAAGUUUGAUCAUGUUGGUCAGGAAUUGAGCUUCAACAUCACUAUCACAGUUGUUAGUUGGAAUUACCCCACCAAGUAUGAUCCAGAUUUUUACUAUUUUGGAUCCUAUACUUGGACUGAUAAAGAGUUCGUUGUGAGAAGCCCUGUCGCUGUGUCUUUCCCAUAA
Molecule: messenger RNA, 2346 nt
Organism: Neltuma alba
Lineage: Eukaryota; Viridiplantae; Streptophyta; Magnoliopsida; Fabales; Fabaceae
Product: subtilisin-like protease SBT5.6
Exons: 9
Coding region: 1-2346 (781 amino acids)
Biological process (GO): proteolysis
Molecular function (GO): serine-type endopeptidase activity
Source: RefSeq, a predicted model, not a curated record